Messenger RNA from Paramecium sonneborni, 1901 nucleotides. Lineage: Eukaryota; Ciliophora; Oligohymenophorea; Peniculida; Parameciidae. The record is from the annotation of a GenBank genome assembly.
AUGAAUCGAAGUGUACGCUAAAAUUAAAGAAUUCCACAUUCUCUUAAUUAAUCUAUGACAAAUGGAUUACCAGCUCUUAAUUAGGAUAACACAAAUUUGUGUAUAUCUUAAUUCUAUAGGAGAAGAGUUACUUAAAAAUAUUAAGAUUCUCCAAGCAAUGAUAUUUCUACAGGCAGAGUUUAAAUUUAAUUCUAAAAAGAUGCUGAAUAAAUGAAAGAAGAAAUUUUAUUAUUAAAGAAAGAAAACCAAAAACUCAAACAUAUAAACUAAUAAUUAUGUUUUUAGAUAAAACUUGAUGAGGUAAUCAAUCAAUUAUUCAUAUUAGAAAGAGCAAAUUGAGAAACGAACAACUCAAGAUGUAUCUGAUGAUUAAGUCAAUCCAAAUCAAAACUAAAGACUCGUAGAGAAAUUAAAAUAAGCUAGAUUGUUAUUACAAGAAAAAUAAGCUGAAAUUGAUAAUCUAAAAAAAUCUACACGCUAUAUGCGACUUUAAGAAAUGGAAGUAUUGUGCUUAUUGAUAUUCCAAGAAUGAAUUGUGUGCAACUAAGCUAAAGUUUGAGUUUUUAAACAAAUAAUUCAACGAAAUUUUAAAGACAGAAAAUGACGUAAACAAAUUUCAAAAAUUAACAGUUCAAACAAUUGAAUUAGAAGAAUAGUUGAGAUAAUUAUCUUUUUCACACUAAAAGUAAAAGAAGAAAGUUUUAAAUCUUAGACAAGAAUUAUUGACUUGUUUAGCUAUAAAAGAAAAAUUAAAAAAAUAGCUUGAAUAAACUAAAAAUGAUUUUGAAAAAUUCAUAAAAGAUCAUGAAUAAGAAAUUGAGAAAAAAAAAAAAUAUAAAUAAACUAUUGAACUUUUGAAUUAAUAAUUAGCUGAUAAAUAGACAUUAAUUUAAUAAAUGUAGACUGAAUUAGAUAAAUAAAGAAUGUUAGUUUCUUAAAAAUAACGUUAAUUUAAGGAAUUAGAAGAUUAAUAUUAAACAAAGAAAUCUUGGUUAACAAAUAAAAGAGAAGCUCCUACAUCAUUUUAAGAAAUUUUAGAUGAAAAAGUUAAAAAAAACAAUAUUGUAAUUUCAGAUGAUGAAAUGAAUUAUUCUAUUAGAGUAGGUUCUGAUUCUAAAAUUAUAUUUGAAGAUGAAAUAUAAGAAAAAACUUAAAUAUUACCAAAUCGUAUAAGUAUGGAAUCUGCAAAAGAGGAAUUAAAAACUUCUCGGAUUUAAAGUUCAAGACAUUUAUAAGAAAUAGAGUAUAUUAAAUAAAAAUUACCUCGAGUUAAUUUGUGUGAUGUUGAAAAUAUAGGAAAAUCUUUGAAAUAUAAAUUAAUAUCUGAAAAAAUAAUUUUAGAAGACAUUCAUAAAUUUUUUGAAUAGAAAUAAGAUAUAACAAUUUAAGAAUUAGUUGAAAUUUUAUAAGAAUAUCCUUUUAAUUUAUAAGAUUAUAAAGAAGCAUUAUUAUUGGCACGUUAUUUAAUUGAGGAUAAUUCAUAAUAAUUUGUUGAUUUUACUCCUUUUUAAGUGAAUGAUAUUUGUAUCAUCAAAAGUGUAUUAAAGAAAGUGAUAGGGAAAUAUACUUUACUUAAUGAAGAGCAAUAAUUAUAAAUAAUGAAUUCUAUUGGUUAAUAAAUUUGGAAAUUUAGAUAAUCGAUAGUUGAAUAAAUUAAAAUAAUCGUUUAAAAAAAAACAAACUCUUAAUUUUGUGAGUGUUGUGAUGAAAAUGAUUUUAGGAGUGCCUUAAUAAACAGCAAUAUUAUAUUAGAUGAUAAAUAAAAGGAAUUUUUGGGUUAAUUUAUUUAUAAAGAGUUUGAUGGAGUUAAAUUGUUUGAUUAUAAAGUUCUGAUUGAUAAAUUUGGAAUUUUUCUUUAAAGUGUUUCAACAGAAAAAGUUCGUAUUCAACAAUCUAAAUGA